AUGGAUAUCAAAACCUUGUUAGAUAAUCUUCAUGACGAAGUUUCUUGUUCUGUGUGUAUGUGCAAGUUCACAGAUCCAAAACAAUUGCCUUGCUUGCACAGCUUUUGCCUACACUGCCUGAACGGGAUUCAACGAACGACGAACCCAAAUGUGAUUGCGUGCCCUGAAUGCCGACAGGAAUUCAGAGUCCCUGAGAAUGGAAACCUACAAGCUUUGCCUACAAACUUUCGUAUCAACAGUCUGCUCAAUGUGUUAACUAUAAAGGAGCGCAAUACAACCGCUAUUAAGUGUGGAAAUUGCGACAAAAAGAGCCAACACAGUUUUUAUUGUUUUCAGUGUUGUGGAUUUUGGUGUGAUGAUUGCAUCAGUUUGCAUGAUGGCAUCAAAGUUUAUAAAGAACACCAUGCGCUGUCACUAAAAAACUUUCAAGAUCAGGACUUUGAGAACAUUUUAAGGCGACCAGCAUUUUGUGGAAAGCCAGGCCAUGAAAAUAAGGAAUUGGAGUUCUUUUGCAAGAGCUGUGAAGCUGCCAUUUGUUAUUCAUGUAUCGCAACACUUCAUGAAGGUCACCCCAAGAUACUUCUAGAUGAAGCUGCAAAUGAACGCAAGUUACAUGUUAAGGCUGCCAUUGAAUCUAAGAGACAA
Molecule: messenger RNA, 645 nt
Organism: Porites evermanni
Lineage: Eukaryota; Metazoa; Cnidaria; Anthozoa; Scleractinia; Poritidae
Source: the annotation of a GenBank genome assembly